GAGCUUCAUCCCUUCGUCGGCCUCCACCUGCCUUCCGCCCCUAUAGCUCUCCAUGCUCUCUAUCCCCCGCACGUUAUAGCUCGCUCUCCGGCCGUGUGUACACGUAAACGCAGAGGGGAUAGAAGGCACGUCUGCGCGAUGAGGACCAGGAUAGGAGCGAGCCUCUUUCGCGGGGGAUCCGACGUGCUUUUCCACCCUCGGCGACGACAGUCCUGCCGCACCGCCAAAACGUACCACACAAUCGUCGGCCAGGCCCUUGCCAUGCGAUGUCGUUGCAGAGCCCCAGACUUCGACAUUACAGGACCAUGACAGCGAUCUGCUUCGUGUGCAACCUGCCCAUCCUAAGUCAUCAAGUCGGGCUGAUAUGGCAGGGUGGCAACGGCUGGGACGAUCUCGUGCGAGAGCAAGUGGAGGAGUCCACUUUGAAACAACGACUGGGAACAGGCAGACGAGACUCCGCGGCGCAAAUCACAUCGAUCUCGCCACCGAACGAGACCCAUGACUCCUCGCCGACGAACCAACGUCGACGGCGAUCGAGUCUCGCACAGCUGACCGACAUCCUGCGCGAAUGGGGCGGCGGUGCCUCCGGGAAGAGCGGACGCGGCAACAAGCUCUGCCGCAGGGAGACCUUGGCGGACAUCGCCAAGUCACUGCCGUGGUCGCGACAAACCACCACGGACGCGAGCCACCUGGCCAGCCUGCGGAAGAGACGGGAGAGCUCGGUCGACAGCGGUAUUCGCAGCCAGGUGUCGACCAAGUCUAGACGUGAUUCCGCCAUCAGCGAUUUCAAGAACGACAUAGCCAGACUCUGGAGCAAGAAGGAAACGCCGCAGCCGCAGCCGCCCACGGUCAUCUCACCCACGCCACGACGAGGUUCUGGCGAAUCGAGAAAUUCUCGUCGUGGCUCGGGCGAAAGCGCAAGAUCUAGAAGAGAUUCGGUGAUUGCGGGACAGACUCCGAGUCCCGGCGAACGUAAGCACAACUGUCGUCAUCAUAGACGUAGGCAAUCUCAACAGUCGGUGGAUGGAGGUGGCAUUACACCUACGAAAUACUACAGAAAUGAUCAAAGACCGAGCGCUUCAAGCACAGACAGUGCGGCCAGUAACGCGGUCAGAGAUCAUAUGGAGACCCAGAGGAGUUCCACGGACAAAAGCGAGAGAUCUAGCAGUACCGAAACGAAGACACAAUCAACUGGCCCCAUGAUUGAUGCGAAGACGACAAUGUCGGCGACAUCCUUGACGGUCGACGGAAAGACGUCCGUCGUCACCAUGACUGAAUCGAGAAUAGUGACAAUCAAUACCUCCACUUUGUCGACCUUGAGCGUUGAUACAAAAGCUAUUGAUAACAAGUCCGGUAUCAAUCUGGACGCAUCUAUGAACCCACCGACUAUCGUCAUGUCCUCGGUAACGCCACCGGCGAUCUCACCGACGGCCGGAAGUAGCCUACCGCUUCCUGGUACGUCGACUUCCGGUAGCUCCAGCCCAGUUGGUUCCCCAAACGUCAACAAUACACCUACGCAUCCGUUACUUUCCACUCGAAGAGACUCGACAACGCAGUGUUAUUACAAGAGUAAAGAAGUUUCGCCGAAUAAAUUGUCGAGGCUGAUACGUCAACAGGCAGCAAUAGACGAGUCCAUGCCACCCACAGGGCGUCGUGGCAGUCAGCCAACUUUAUCACCGGAUCCUGAUGAUGGCGGUCGAAAAGCACGAAGAGACUCCUUGAGUCCGGAUUCCGCUUCUUAUCCACGACGUCGUGACUCAAGAAGUCAUUUGAGUCCCGACAGAAACGUUGAUAAAAGAGAUAUCAGUCCUAUCAGGCAAAGAAAAGCUCGACUGAGAAGGCAAUCCACCUCCAUAGCUGGUCGGCCACCAAGAUCGCCGGACAGCUCCUCAUGUUCGUCCAGAGAUCCCAGUCCUUGUGCUCGCGCACCCAGCGGUAUCCAACAUGCACCAAUAAUACGACGGCAAUCGACCACCGAAGAAAUUUUGAUAGCGCGCGGUUUUCGACGGCAGAGUACCACCGAGGAGAUGAUACGAUGCCGUAAUUUUAGACGACAAAGCUCUCAGAGUGACGACACGGUUCAGAGAUAUCGCGGACGAAGAGAUAGCUCUGCGCAAAUCACGGAUGGCACCUUCGCGACAAUGACAGUCGAAACAUCUAGCACAUUUUUUGACAGCAGCACCCAGACUGAACCAUCGCCGUUGUACGACAACAACCAUUAUCACGAGGAGUGCCUAAAAUGUAACAGCUGCGGCCUGAAUCUGACGGGACCCAAUCAAAAGCGGGCAAGACGGUUCAAGAACCAGAUACUUUGCGAUCUGCACUUUGCCGACGUGGCGCUGAUGGAGUGCUCGGACUUCAUGCAGCAGUUGCGCAGCUUCAAACCACAAAGUUUAGGCUGCGCAGUUGCGAGAAGAAAGUCCUCGACCACCCUGAUCUUCCCGUUGCCACCUCAGGCGUGCUCCGAUGAAUUCUGUCAAGAGUUUCCGCACAACCUGAUACCAACGCCUGGCUACUGGAUCGAAUGUUCGCGGCAGCAGAUCACAUCGGACACGAUCUGGGACGAAAGCGAGAGCGAUCGCGAGGCUACCGAUCCUGAGCAGACGGAAGAACAGACGGUGGAGGAGCGUUCGUCGAUGCUGAAGCGACAAGACAACAGUUUUUGCUUGUUCGAGGAGAACGAGGUUGAUACGGACGAUGUGCCGCGAAAGAAAACCACCAUCGAGGAACAAUGGGAGAAAAAUCAGGGCUUCGAACUUACCUCGGUUGAACAGGAGACCUACGAGAAAUACUUCUAUGGCUCGGAACAUUGGAAUUAUUUCACAAAUGAUGAGGAUCUGGGACCGGUGAUACUCAGUAUCAAGCAGGAAACCCUCAACAACCGGGAUCAGUUCCGAAUCUUGGUCAGAGCUAUCAGUUACACGGUUCACGGCCUUAUCCCCGCCAGCUGCGUCUUUGCUGAUCGGUACAAUCGAGAAGAAGUAGUACGUAGUCUUGGCAAGGAGGUGAACAUCAAUCCGCCACUGACCUUGGGACAAUUGCCGGAUACGCCUGAAGAACUUCUCAAGCUCGAUCAAGUUUUUAUCAAGUCCGAGUUAAAAGUGGGAGUGAUAUAUGUUCAGGAAGGUCAGUACAGUGAGGAGGAGAUACUCGAUAACAACGACAACUCGCUGCUUUUCGAGGAAUUUCUGCAGAUUCUCGGGGACAAAAUCAGGUUAAAGGGUUUCGACAAGUACAAAGGCGGUCUCGAUACCGUACACGAUUUGACGGGCCUAUAUUCUGUCUACACCAAUUGGAGGGGUAUCGAGAUAAUGUUCCACGUGUCCACCUUAUUGCCUUACGAGAAACACGAUCCUCAAAAACUCCAAAGAAAAAGACACAUUGGCAACGAUAUAGUGUGCGUCGUAUUUUUGGAAGCCGACAACACGAAUUUCAGUCCAGCUUGCAUCAAGUCGCACUUUUUGCACACAUUUAUCUUGGUGCGAGUGAGUCCACGGAUAAAGCGGAAAAUCACGAGAUACGAAGUAUCCGUGGUUACAAGGGACGAAGUUGGGGCCUACAAACCGUAUCUAUGGGAGCAAAGCGUCUUCGAAAAAGGUCCGAUGUUCCGAGAGUGGAUGUUGACGAAAAUCGUGAAUGGUGAAAGAGCGAGUUAUUCCGCACCGAAAUUCGCGAGAAUGCAGGAGCGAACGAGAAGCCAAAUGUUGGAGGAUAUCGUAGCGAAUCUCGCUAAUCAUGCGGAAACCGGGCAAAUUCCGAAACCGUAUAGACGAGGUUCUUGGCGACCGAUUGGACACAUGAGACCAUCGUCGCCAUUAUUGGAUUCAGUGCGAGAUCAGUUUGAGGAUUAUGAUCAGCUCGCAAAGGACUUUACCAGGGUGUUUCUUAAUAAUUCAGCGAACGUGACGCUAAAUGCUAGUCUAUUUGACGUAUCUUUCCUUGUGCCAGGACAACAAAAACAAAAAGUCAGAUUCAUUGGCGUUAGGGCGAUUCUAGCAGUAAGAAGCAGAGUAUUCCAAGAAAUGUUAUACGGAAUUCAAGCAGGCUUCGGAAGCCCACAAGUCCCGGUUGCGGAGUUGCUGGCGAGGCCGGCGCCGACAUUGCUCAGCCCCCAAAAACCGAAAAGUUCGAACUUUCUUCAAGUUCCCGAUAUGGAGAGUCCAAGGCCCAAAAGUGUCCCUUCGUCACCGAUGGUAAAACGGGCCUUCUCAAGAUUGGGCACAAUAACGGCCGGAUGGGGGAGGAGUAUUAGAAAACACGGUAGCAACACUCUGCAGAGCGAGGAUCGAAAGCGAUGGGCCAGUUCGCAAGAUUGCAGUAAUAAAGAAGUGAAAGAUAAGGACAAAGCAGCCCAAUCAUUGGCAGUACCAAGGCUCAGCGUUUGCGCCGACGCGCAAAAAGUAGAUAGAGCGAAAUUAGCACAGACUGAGUUUGAUAUCAUCGAAUUCGAUCCGGAGACUUUUCGAAUUCUACUUGAUUACUUGCACACCGGAUCCUGUCCGUUGACGUGUAGCAAUAUACCGGGUCUGAUAUGCGCCGCCGAACACUAUGAUCUACCAGAAUUACUUCAAGCCUGCUUUCAUCACGCCAAGCAGUUCCUCAGAAUCGAGAUCGUUUGCGUGAUGUUAUGCGCCCUCGAGAAUUAUUACUGGCGAUAUACAUCCGCCUCAGAAUUAGUCAAUAUGAUCCUCGCGUUCGUCGAGACGAGGGCUUAUCAGCUCUUCCAGAACCCGGACUUCCUUACCCUAAGCGAGUCGAUGGUACAAAUGAUCAUGUGCCGUAGCCUCGAAGUGGUGGAGAUUAAAAAGUUCGAGGCAAUGUUGAGUUGGGCGAAGCAUAGAAUCAAAACUAAAUCAACCAAGCUCGAUGCGAAAGUUGAGUUCAACUGUAUCAUGGAGAGGCUCAGCAGGGACCUUAAAUUAUAUAGGAUAACACCAUACGAAUUAAUCAAGAUCGUUUUGCCGUCGAAAGCCAUAAGGAACGAACGUAUCCUCGAGACCCUCAUGUAUCAAGCGAAUUCGGGCACAUACAGAAACGUCGAUCCUUAUUUGGAGGCAUACCAGAAGAAAGUGCAGAAUCAAGAGAGCUUCGAUUGUGGACUGUAAACGUCAACGAAAACGUAAAAAAACGCCGUAAGCAUAAUGUGUACCUGAAAAUACGUUUCGAUGAUUGAUCGAUAAAUUUGUCGAAAA
This is a messenger RNA of Camponotus floridanus (Florida carpenter ant), 5192 nucleotides long. RefSeq lists its product as uncharacterized. The record is from RefSeq and is a predicted model, not a curated record. Gene Ontology annotation, cellular component: cytoplasm. Lineage: Eukaryota; Metazoa; Arthropoda; Insecta; Hymenoptera; Formicidae. The transcript is spliced from 22 exons. Gene Ontology annotation, molecular function: protein binding; GTPase activator activity. Bases 267 to 5105 code for a protein of 1612 amino acids. Gene Ontology annotation, biological process: regulation of small GTPase mediated signal transduction; activation of GTPase activity.